This is a messenger RNA of Solanum tuberosum (potato), 1340 nucleotides long. RefSeq lists its product as uncharacterized. NCBI's taxonomy places the organism in Eukaryota, Viridiplantae, Streptophyta, Magnoliopsida, Solanales, Solanaceae. The record is from RefSeq and is a predicted model, not a curated record. The coding region runs from base 83 to 1171 and encodes 362 amino acids. The transcript is spliced from 4 exons. Gene Ontology annotation, molecular function: metal ion binding.
AUAAUAAUUUAUUUCAAAUAACCAUAAAACACUCUAAUACUCUCAUAAAAUUCAGCCUCGAAGAAUUCUCUAAUUUCUUCAAAUGGGUGAGGAAAAGGAAAAAAUCAAAGUUGAGAAGAAGAAGAAUGACGCCGGAAAGAAGUCGGCCGGCGGUGGGAAAAACGACGCCGGCGGCGGUAUCGCUACUAUUCUGUUAAAGUUAGAUUUGCAUUGUGAAGGUUGUGCUCAAAAAGUUAGACGUUCUGUUCGUCACUUCGAAGGUGUGGAAGACGUGAAGGCGGAUGCCAGUAGUGGAAAAUUGACGGUGGAAGGGAAUGUGGAUCCCUUAUGGCUCCGGGAGAAGGUGGAAAGCAAGACUAAGAAGAAGGUGGCGCUCCUCUCUGCUCAGCCCAAAAAAGUUGCCGCCGGCACCGGUGACGCCGGAGGAGAGAAAAAAUCCGAUGAGAAGGUUGAGAACAAGGCAGUAGAGGAGAAGGUUGAGAACAAAGUAGCAGAGGAGAAGAAAGGGGAAGAUAAAAAGCCCAAAAAGGUUCAAUGUAACACAGAGGUAGUUCAGCAGCAUUGUGACGGAUCUGCACAAAAAGUAAAGCGAUUUCUUAUAAAGGAAUUGAAACAUAAAUUGAAACGUAAUGUAGCUGUUGUUCCACCGAAGAAAGGUGAUGGAUCAGGUAACCGGUGUGAUAACAAGAAGAACAAAGAAAUUGCUCGUGGUCGUGGUAGUGGUGGUGGUGGUGAUGGAAAAAAGAAAGACGGUGCAUCAUCGUCUACAAUGGCAAGUAAAAGCACAGAACCAAAAGAGCAAAACACAGAGGUGAUGAACAACAAAAAGGAAUGUCACCAUGGUGAUUACAGUAAUCCAAAUAUGUACUACACAAUGCCACCAUCAAUUUACAAUCAAAAUCAUGUGAAUCAAGAUUAUGGCGCAACAAUGCAGGAUCAUCAUGGUUAUUAUGGUCAUAGUGUUGGCUAUAUGCCACCACCACCAUACCUAACUGCAUCGCGCGAUCAUGGUUAUGGAUAUAGAACUGGAUAUGUGUCACCACGACACUUUACUGCACCGCGUGAUCACGAUCAUGAUCAUGGUUAUGGUCAUAUUGGGUAUGUACCACCACCAUACUCUGCACCUCAAUAUUUCAGCGAUGAAAAUCCUAAUGCUUGCUCCGUCAUGUGACAUACAAUACCUUGUUGAAGGGAAGAUCAGUUUAGCUUAAAUGAAAAAUACAACACUUAUAUAUAGCGUUCGUAUACGAAAAAUAGUAUGUACGAUAUCAUAGUUUUUGUUUAGGAAAUUACAAGUUUAGAGAGUUUUUGAGGUUUACUUGAUUUCAAUUUUUCAGUUU